Messenger RNA from Aspergillus ibericus CBS 121593, 1575 nucleotides. RefSeq names its product C6 zinc finger domain protein. Gene Ontology annotation, molecular function: DNA-binding transcription factor activity, RNA polymerase II-specific; zinc ion binding. The transcript has 4 exons. The record is from RefSeq and is a predicted model, not a curated record. Lineage: Eukaryota; Fungi; Ascomycota; Eurotiomycetes; Eurotiales; Aspergillaceae. Gene Ontology annotation, biological process: regulation of DNA-templated transcription. The coding region runs from base 1 to 1575 and encodes 524 amino acids.
AUGGUAUACGGCGGGAAGCCGAGCACGGGGUGUCAGAAUUGCCGGAAACGUCGCAUCAAAUGUGAUGAAACACGCCCGCAUUGCAAAGCAUGUGUUCGGACGGGCCGGUCCUGUCCGGGGUAUCCCCAUCCCCUUGAUGUCGUGCUGAGGGACCAGGUCGCAUUCCGUCGCAAAAAGCGCGAUACGUCUAGUGCGGUCUCAACUCCGGGAGCGGUGUCAAACCAAUCAUCACCCGCCGUGGUAGCAUCAAACGAUGCGUUGUCCAACAGCAGCUCCAAUGCCAGUUCGCCAUCUGGCCCACUACUGCCCGCGCAGUCAGUCCCCAGGGCCCUAUUCCUAUCCAUCGAGGAUACCGUGACCUCGAUGUUCUUCAACUCGUUCAUCUACUCGCCGAGAGAUCCGCUGAUCCUGCAGGGAUUCAUGGAUAUCCUUCCGGAUGUUUUUAUCUAUGCGCAGCCGGGGUCUCCGUUGCAUGUCAGCACCCUGGCGGUGUCAUUCUUUUCGGUAUCGGCUUGGACGGGGAAUCGGGCGUUUCUUCAGUCGGCGGAGCAGUUGUUUGUCAAGGCGUUGGCUAAGACGAGGAAGGCGUUGCAGGGCGAUAUUAGUCGGAAUGUGGAUGAUAUCUUGAUGGCGAUUCUUUUGCUGUCGACUUAUGAGGAGUUUUGUGCCAUGAAAGAGGGCAGAUAUCCAACGAGAACGCAUCUGCGGGGUGCUGUUGCCCUGGUUAACAGCAAGAGUCCGGCUCAGCGGUCAUCCAUUUUGUCUUUGACUUUAGAGACUGCCGUGCAAGUUCAGCUAGUCAAAUCAUCCAAAGGCCUUCCCUAUCCCACCAUGGCCACUCCAACCGUAUGGCGCACAGCCCCAGCCGCGCCCCAGACCGCAACCACACAGCUCUGGAUGGCCACCUCCGAGCUCGCCAGUCUCCGCCAAGCAUGGGACCAAUUCAACUAUGCAAACGCCUACCACAUCAAAGAAGUCGAGGAGCUCCUCGCACGAGCUAUCCGUCUCGACGCCCAACUCGAAGCCUGGACCUACGCACUCCCAACACACUGGAAACCCGUCCCGGCGACCUCCAUUCCCCCCUCCGUCCGACAGGCCGGCAUGUACAAGAACCGCUGCGACUGCUACACCGACAUGUGGGUCGCCGGAACGUGGAACUUCUACCGGGAUUCCCGCAUCGUCGUACAGAAUAUCAUCCGCUGUUGUUUAGAGCUGCUGCCGGGUAGUACGUCCGAACAGAUCCAGGCGUCGGUGGAGAUGAUCUACAGAUUGUCGCUAGAUAUGUGCGGCACAGUGCCGUAUAUUCUAGGCAGCCAGACGAUGUCGGUGCAUGUGGGGCAGGAGAAGAUCGAGUAUCCUGAGGCUGAUGGACGACGGGUGACGGCGGCGCAUCAUCAGACGGCCGCGUUGAUCGGGGGGUGGGUGGUCUCGUGUCACUUGUCGAAUUUGCAGCUGUUUUGUCGGGAUGCGGAGUUGAAUGCGUGGGCGGGGGUGCAGAAGGAGCGCGUGUUGCGGAUAUAUACGUUUGGAGGGAACCUUCAUAGUGCAGCUAGUGCAGCUAGUGCAGCUUCAUAG